Cyprinodon variegatus (sheepshead minnow) is the source of this 1836-nucleotide messenger RNA. Its product is annotated as vacuolar protein sorting-associated protein 4B-like. Bases 164 to 1471 code for a protein of 435 amino acids. The transcript is spliced from 11 exons. Gene Ontology annotation, biological process: endosomal transport; vacuole organization. Gene Ontology annotation, molecular function: ATP hydrolysis activity; ATP binding. The record is from RefSeq and is a predicted model, not a curated record. NCBI's taxonomy places the organism in Eukaryota, Metazoa, Chordata, Actinopteri, Cyprinodontiformes, Cyprinodontidae.
GGCGCUCGAAGUUCAGACGCGGAAGAGAGGUAGACAUUUGGGAUAUUUAGAGAUUAAACCUGUUCAACUAUAACCUUUAUGAGGCCGGAACCAAGAGAAGAAAGAAGUUUUAAUAUUUUAUACCUUAACGCAGCCGGAGAGAUUCAACCGAAAACAGAAACAAAUGUCGGGCGGAAAUUUACAGAAAGCUAUAGAUCUGGCCAGCAAAGCGGCAGAGGAGGACAAAGCCAAGAACUAUGAGGAGGCCCUCAGAUGCUAUCAGCACGCUAUACAGUACUUCCUACAUGUUGUCAAAUAUGAAGCGCAGGGCGAGCGAGCAAAGCAGAGCAUCAGGGCCAAGUGUGCCGACUACCUGGACAGAGCGGAGCAGCUGAAGGUGUAUCUGAAGAAGAAGGAGGAGAGUCCUCCGCCUAAACCUGUCAAAGAGUCUGGGGAUAAAGGGAAUGAAAGUGAUGAGGGGGACGGAGGGGAGAAGAAGAAAUUCAAAAAUCAGCUCUCAGGUGCCAUUGUGAUGGAAAAGCCAAAUAUUAAGUGGGACGAUGUUGCAGGACUGGAAGGAGCCAAAGAAGCCUUGAAAGAGGCUGUUAUCCUGCCCAUCAAAUUCCCUCAUCUGUUCACAGGGAAGCGGACUCCAUGGAGGGGAAUCCUCCUGUUUGGUCCUCCAGGAACAGGGAAGUCCUACCUGGCUAAGGCCGUAGCUACAGAGGCAAACAACUCCACCUUUUUCUCCGUCUCCUCCUCUGACCUGGUGUCUAAGUGGCUGGGGGAAAGUGAAAAGCUGGUGAAGAACCUGUUUGCUUUAGCCCGAGAACACAAACCGUCGAUCAUUUUCAUCGAUGAGAUCGACUCCCUCUGUGGCUCCAGGAGUGAAAAUGAGAGCGAGGCGGCUCGCAGGAUCAAGACGGAGUUCCUGGUUCAGAUGCAAGGCGUCGGUACUAACAACGAGGGAAUCCUGGUUCUGGGAGCCACAAAUAUUCCCUGGACGCUGGACUCGGCCAUCAGACGAAGGUUUGAAAAGCGGAUCUACAUUCCUCUGCCAGAGGAGCAUGCCCGCUCCUUCAUGUUCAAGCUGAACCUGGGCUCCACCCCCAACAACCUGACAGAAGAGGACUUUGCCACUUUGGGAAAGAAGACAGACGGCUACUCUGGAGCAGACAUCAGUGUGAUCGUCAGAGACGCCCUCAUGCAGCCUGUCAGGAGGGUUCAAUCAGCAACUCACUUCAAAAAGGUUCGAGGAUCCUCAUUUAACAAUCCCGGCGUUGUUGUUGACGACCUGCUGACGCCGUGCUCACCCGGAGAUCCCAACGCCAUAGAGAUGACAUGGAUGGAGGUUCCUGGAGAGAAGCUUUUGGAGCCCGUGGUUUCCAUGGCGGACAUGCUCCGGUCUCUGAGUAACACCAAGCCCACAGUCAACGAGAAGGACUUGGACCAGCUGAAGAAGUUUACAGAAGAUUUUGGUCAAGAAGGCUAAUUUACUGGAGACGGGACUUUGGUUGAUUUUUUUUUUUUUUUAAACUAUAGUUCUUAUUGUGCCAAUCUGGCUGAUGUAAUCUGAGAAAAGGACAUUUUCUCAUGAGGUUGCAAACUUUUGAAACUGUUUGAUCUGUUCCACUGAAGCUUGUGUUUACCAGAUUAACUUCGCUGCUCUGCACCUUUUCAACACUACAAGCGUCCAUCAUAGAAGGUGGAUUAUUUUGCACCAAGUUUACUUUCAUGAAUGCACUGCAAAAACUUUCUAGAAAUAAGUAACAUUUUCUCAAAUUAAGUGUAUUUACCCUUGAUUUGAGUAUGUAAAUAAGAUAAUUUGCCAAUGGAAUGAGUAUUUUUACUCUUAAA